Messenger RNA from Merops nubicus (carmine bee-eater), 1271 nucleotides. RefSeq names its product kringle containing transmembrane protein 1 (gene KREMEN1). The record is from RefSeq and is a predicted model, not a curated record. Gene Ontology annotation, biological process: multicellular organism development. The annotation marks the transcript as partial. The transcript has 8 exons. Gene Ontology annotation, cellular component: plasma membrane. NCBI's taxonomy places the organism in Eukaryota, Metazoa, Chordata, Aves, Coraciiformes, Meropidae.
AAUGUUAUACAGCAAAUGGGGCUGACUAUCGUGGCACUCAGAACCAGACCUCCCGAUAUGCAGGGAAACCUUGUCUUUUUUGGAAUGAGACCUUUGAGCAUCCUUACAAUACUUUGAAAUAUCCCAAUGGGGAGGGAGGGCUUGGAGAGCAUAACUACUGCAGGAACCCUGAUGGAGAUGUCAGCCCAUGGUGCUACAUUGCAGAGCACGACGAUGGAAUAUAUUGGAAAUACUGUGAGAUUCCAUCCUGCCGAAUGCCGGGGAAUCUAGGGUGUUACAAGGACCAUGGAGAGCCACCACCUUUGACUGGCACCAGUGAGACCUCCAAUAAACUCACUAUCCAAACAUGCAUCAGUUCCUGCAGAAGUCAACAAUCUAAGUUUGCAGGCAUGGAAUCAGGUUAUGCUUGUUUCUGUGGAAAUAAUCCUGACUACUGGAGAUAUGGGGAGGCAGCCAGUACGGAAUGCAACAGUGUUUGCUUUGGAGACCAUACUCAGCCUUGCGGUGGGGAUGGCAGAGUCAUUCUUUUUGACACCCUUAUUGGUGCCUGUGGAGGGAAUUACACUUCUGCUACAGCUGUGAUCUAUUCCCCAGAUUUUCCCGACACAUACGGCACAGGCAAAGUCUGUUACUGGACCAUACAAGUUCCAGGAGCAUCUCGAAUACACUUCAGCUUUGCCCUUUUUGAAAUCAAAGAUGCUACAGACAUGGUGGAAUUGCUGGAUGGCUAUACCUAUAAUGUUCUAGCUCGUUUUAAUGGCAAGAACCGUCCUCCCCACACCUUCAACAUCUCUUUGGAUUUUGUCAUUUUAUACUUUUUCUCAGACGAAAUCAAUCAAGCCCAGGGAUUUGCUAUCAGUUAUAGAGCUGUGAAGGACAAUGUACAUCAAAACAAGAUUCCAAUGAAUCAGACUGUUUCAGAGAAAAUAAAUGAACAAGCAAAUCUCAGCAUCAGUGCAGCCCGGUCAUCAAAGAUACUUUAUGUCAUCACAACCAGUCCAAGUCAUCCUAGUAGCUCCAUGCCUGAGUGGACAAUAUACAGUCUCACAGCACUGCUCAUCCUAAGUGUUACAGCCAUAACAGCAAAGAUAUUUCUCCACAUUACCAUGAGAUCACAUCAGAUAUCUGCAACUGAAACAGAGGAUUCCAGUGAGGUUACUACUGCUGGUGAGAUCUGGAGUAUAUUUUACCAGCCAUCAACAUCGAUAUCCAUCUUCAAGAAAAAGCUUCAAAGUCAACAAGAUGAUUGCAACCCACUAGUGGGAAACUGA